AUGCUGCUGCUGCUGCUGCUGCUUCUGCUGCUGCUGUUGCUGCUGCGGCAGCAGCAGCUGAAACAGCAGCAGCAGCAGCAGCAACGCGAUGGUAAUCGCAUAGGAGUAGCUUUUGUGGUGACAGCAGCAGCAGCAGCAGCAGCUGCUGCUGCUGCUGCUGCUUUUGCUGCUCCUGCUGCUGCUGCUGUUUCCCCUGCUGCUGCUGCCUCUGUAGCAGCUGCAGCACAGCUGCAGCAACAGCAGCUGUUGCACCAGCAACACCAGCAGCAACAGCACCAGCGGCAACAGCUGCAGCAGCAGCAGCAGCAACAGCUGCAGCAGCUGCAGCAGCUGCAGCAGCUGCAGCAGCAGCAGCAGCAGCAGCAGCAGCAGCUGCUGCUGCUGCUGCUGCCGGAUGAGAUUUUGACAUUUUGUUUUGCAGCAAAGAACAAAAACACAAAAGGAGACAGUCUGUUGCUGUCUCUCUCUCCUAGACUAACUAACAACACAGCAGCAGCUGCUGCUGCUGCUGUUGCAGCAGCAACAACUGCUGCUGUUGCAGCAGCAGCAGCAGCAGCUGCUGCUGCUGCUGCUGCUGAUGACUAG
Messenger RNA from Eimeria mitis, 585 nucleotides. RefSeq lists its product as uncharacterized. Lineage: Eukaryota; Apicomplexa; Conoidasida; Eucoccidiorida; Eimeriidae. The record is from RefSeq and is a predicted model, not a curated record. The coding region runs from base 1 to 585 and encodes 194 amino acids. The transcript is spliced from 2 exons.